Messenger RNA from Asparagus officinalis (garden asparagus), 2077 nucleotides. RefSeq lists its product as uncharacterized. Bases 194 to 1948 code for a protein of 584 amino acids. The record is from RefSeq and is a predicted model, not a curated record. NCBI's taxonomy places the organism in Eukaryota, Viridiplantae, Streptophyta, Magnoliopsida, Asparagales, Asparagaceae. The transcript is spliced from 11 exons.
AAUUUAACCGCAUUUAUGGCUUAUUUCUCUCCCUCCAACCUUAACCCAUCACUGUCUUCAGUGUCCUCAACCCCGUUCGCCCCUCUUGAGUUCAACUGUUCCUCUCUAUUUCAUUUCACAGAGAAAAGAGAAAGAUAAUCAGGGGUUCCUUCUUCUUGCAAUGAUCAGCGUUUGCGUUCUAUAGAGAUCAGGCAUGCAGGCUUUGAAGAAAUCAGAGACGUUUGCGAGAGUGGAUUCCAUGGAAACGCCUGGAGUUAGCUGCUCUUCUCCUUAUUGUUCUCUAUAUCGAAUUCGCCGUUCGCAGAGUCUUUCAGAAGCUCGUGAAGAUAUACUGAAUGUGUCGCCUCGGCCAUCUCACUGUAAUCCUAAUUUGCGGCUAAAUAGAAGACUACAUGGUCGGAGUUCCCUGUGCAUUUCAGAGAACACAUCACAAAGUAGCUGCAGAAACUACAUGGCUUCAACUGAAGUUAGACAACAAAAGUCUGCUACAGAAUUAAUCAAGGAGAUUUCUACUCUCGAAAUUGAAGUACUACAUUUGGAACGCUACCUCCUCUCUCUAUAUCGGACAACUUUCGAUCAAUACCUCACCAGCUCACCAAGCAACACUACUCAAGCCUCAAGGUCUCCUGUUCAACACCACACUGGACCCGUAUUGCAGGAUACUAAUAGAAUCCCGAUAGAGCAUCAAGAAAGUCAUGCAUCCAGUUCUUAUUAUAUGAAUGAUGAAAUGGAUCAAUCCCGAAGCCUUGAAAGAAAUGAAAUGAAGAGUGAUUCUAAUUGCAGGCGUAGUGAGGAUUCUCCUGCCCAUGAUAUAGGACCCGUUUCAGAUGCUAGUUCUGGUCCUUCACUAAGAGAAGAUCCUAAAUACGAUGACCCAAGCUCUACCAUGCCUGGCCAUCAGAAUCUUGCAGAUCUUCUUGGUACUACAAUUGCUGAUCAUGUUCCUCAAACCCCAAGCAAACUUUCUGAAGAUAUCAUUAGAUGCAUUUGUUCCAUUUACUGCAAGCUUGCGACUCCUCCAACACAGCAGAUGGACCUCUUCUCUUCACCUACUCCAUCUGCUUCCUCUUCAAGCACGCUCUCCCCGGGGGAUGCUCGUGACAGUUGGAGUCCUCGAUGCCAUUAUGAAGCUACAACGAGUCCCUCUUCGUUCGAUUCUCCAAAAAACAAGCAAAGCCCAUAUAGUAAUAUGAUAGAAGUCCCAAGGCUCAGCAUAGAUGGUGAUAGAUUUGGCUAUGCCUCCAACAUGCUGAACAUUUUCAGGUCCCUGAUUCGGCGUCUUGACAAAAUUAAACCAGAAAAGAUGGACCAUGAAGAGCAGCUUGCUUUUUGGAUAAACAUUCACAAUGCUCUAGUGAUGCAUGCCUUUCUAGCUUAUGGACUUCAUCAGAAUCAAAUGAAAAGUAACUUCUCAAUCUUGAAAGCAGCAUAUGACAUUGGUGGGCACUCAGUAAAUGCUUAUGACAUUCAAAGCUCGAUACUUGGAUGCCAACUCCAUCGACCUGCAACGGGGCUACGUACACUGUUAUUACCAUCGAUGAAAUUAAAGAAAGGGAAAGACAAACAUCCAUAUGCUCUUAAGAAUCCUGAGCCCCUUUCUCAUUUUGCUCUUUGUUUAGGAGCCUAUUCUGAUCCUGCUAUCCGAGCAUACAAAGCCAAGAAUAUUUACGGAGAAUUGAAGUUAGCAAAAGAGGAGUUCGUUCAAGCUAAUGUCUCGAUCCAAAAGGAAAGCAAAAUUACCAUGCCGAAGAUAUUGGGUUAUUAUGCCAGAGAUGCUUCUUUAGAUUUAUUCGCUCUCGUGGAGAUGUGCUCCGAUUGCAUGCCAGAUGAAGCACGUAAAAGAAUUCAAGGGUGUAUUUUUCGACGAAAGCUUGAUAAGUGCGUUGAAUGGUCUCCAUACAAAUCAUCUUUCAGAUACCUUGUGCAUAGAGAUUUAGCCAAACAUUAGCAACUGGAUUUGUUUAUUUUGUUUGUUGUACAUCAGAGUGUGAGAGUGUGAGUGUGUCAUCCUCAAUCUCAGAGGAGUUGUCAGCUACACGAUAGCAAGAUCAUCAAUAAAGUUUUAUUUGUCCAAAUA